Messenger RNA from Guillardia theta CCMP2712, 2028 nucleotides. RefSeq lists its product as hypothetical. The transcript is spliced from 17 exons. NCBI's taxonomy places the organism in Eukaryota, Cryptophyceae, Pyrenomonadales, Geminigeraceae. The record is from RefSeq and is a predicted model, not a curated record. Bases 1 to 2028 code for a protein of 675 amino acids.
AUGCCUUCCAGCUUCUCGAUCCUCCUCCUCCUCAUGGGGCACUUGAUCUGCAGCAGCAUCGAGCUUCUAUCUCUGCCCCGCAUUCCCCACGUUCCCCCUUAUGAGGCUCACGGUAGUCUCGCGCACAACAGCUCCCACCUCCUCCCCCAGCUGCGGGGUGGGGCCCCGAAGAUCAAACUGGGCAGGCAAGCCAUGAACAAGACGUACCUGCCGGGGUCUCUGCCCGAGUGGGCGGAGGCGAUCGUGAUGAUGAAGAACCUGACACCUGCUGAGCGAGUGAUUCUGUGCCGGGAGACCUUCUGUAAGUUGAGGGAGUCCGUCGAGAAGCAUCCAGCGGACAAGUUUAUCAUGCAUUCAGAUGCGACAUCGGACAGCACAGAUAUAUUGGAUGAUUUUGAUGAUGACGACGACGACAAUGGAGGAGGGACAUUCGACAACUUCAUCGACCCGCAGACAGGCGAGCUGAAGCGCAAAAAGCUCUCUGGAAGCGCGAAGGAUCGUCGAGCCUACAUCAAGAUGCUCAAGGAAAAGCUGGGAGACAAGUGGGAUCCCAAGAUCUUGGAGCAGAUAGGGAUAAGGGUGCCAAACUUUUCAGACCCGAACCUCCUCCUUCGAGAGGCGGCAAAGAACGGAGAGUAUAUGGAAGUGGAAAGACAAGUAAAAGCCGGAGCUGAUGUCAACCACACAGACCCGCAGUUUUCUUGUUUUACUCCCUUGCAUUGGGCUGCAUGGUACGGAUCUCCCGCUACUUGCCGCAAGCUCAUAGAGCUUGGAGCUUACAAGUUUCCUCUUGAUCGUGGGGAGCUGACUCCUUACCUCCUUGCUUGGGAUUUCGGGCGGUGGGACGUGCUGAAAGAACUCGAAAAUCUGGGCGCUGAAUACCCGAUCGUUCAAACCAUGACGACUCGAAGGCCCAAGAAUGAAACGAGGAGGCUGACGGUUUUCAACGAGAUCUUCAAUCCUGCGUAUCCCAAGGUCAGCAAUCCCGUUGAGAUGUCAAAGGUGACGAUCUAUCAGUCGGAUUUCUUCAAGAAGUACAGCUUAAGGCACAUCAAAGUGUUUGACACGCAAAAGUUGCCGAUGAAUGUCACGCCGGUUGCACCGGAACAUGGGGUCAAGAUUGACGAGGAUGUCCAAAUGACCGACGAUGACGAGUAUCCUUGCCUUGCCAAGCAUGUGCUACAACAGGAAGGUCACACCCCCGGUGCACACCCGGAGAUCGGGCCCGACGACUGGCUCGAGCCGUCUCGUCUGCCCGCCUGGAAGGAGGAGGCUCAGGAGGCGCCAAGGGAAAUUUCUCCUCCUCGAGACCUGAAUGGGAGGCUUCACCUCAACUGCCCCUUCAUGGACAAGGACGCGUGCAAAGCGCUGGGAGGGAGGUGGGACAUGGACAAGAAGAGCUGGUUUGUUCCCUCGGGCACCAAGUCUGCCGCCUUCAAGAAAUGGUGGCCCCGCGAGGCUCUGCUAGCAAGCCUGAAGCAGCAGGAGGAAGAAGCGCGGAAGAAUGCUCCUCCUCCCGUCAUCCACCUCACGGAGGAGGAGGCAGAGAUUAUGGUGAGGGACAGGAGGGAGAAGGGAGUGGUCGAGGGGGACUGGCCGCGGGCGUCUCAGGAGUUCCUGGACUAUUGGGGUAUCAACUCGACCUACUCCUUCCCAUCCUCCAACUCCGAGGUCAAACUCUUGGUUGUUGAGGCUGCCGCUGACGAGGUUGGGGGGUCUGAGCAGGGGCAGGUGGAGGAUUUCAGGCCUGAGUGGGCCAACUCAACUCUGUUCUCGAGUUUCACGCCGAGGAUGCUGAACAAGAAGUACUGGGCGCUGGAGCAUGACGACGUGCAGUGGAUGCUCAACGGGUAUGACGUGGAGCCGACCGAUGACAUGGAGUGGCUGCAAAAGAAGAAGUUCACGCAGAUGAAGAGGCUGAAGAGAGAUCUCUACAAGUUGGCGAGGAACGUGACAUUUGAGGAGUUCAACCCGCUGUCCGAGGAGCCAGAGGAGUCACAUGGAAAGAGUGCGAUUCAAUUUGACUGA